AAUAAUAACGGGCACUUCAUAGCGCAAGAAACUAACUGAAGUUUACGCGUACUACCUUUCUGUUUGUCCGGUACUUUACACUACUUAGUUACUUAAACAGGUUUCAGUGAGGUUACUUUUUAUCGUCAAAAGAAGAAAUUGGUAUCACAGAAUAAUUAUAAUGAUGCUUUUAUGGGUUAUCUGCGCGUCUCUGAUCACGGUGCCGCUGUUGUGUGACGCACGCAUCACCAAGCGCUACGUGAUCGGCUGUCCAGAGCGCUGCGAUAAGAGUUUAUGUCCGCCGGUACCGGCCGACUGCCUCGUCGGAGACAUCCUGGAUCAGUGCGACUGCUGCCCGGUGUGCGCGUCCGGUGAAGGCGAGCCCUGUGGCGGCACGGGGAAACUUGGAGACCCGGAGUGUGGAGAGGUUCUGGAGUGUGUGGUGUCUGACGGAGUCGAAUCCACGGCCACGGUGAGGAGGAGAGGGAAGAGCGGCGUGUGCGUGUGUAAGAACCCGGACCCGGUUUGCGGGAGUGAUGGAGUGUCCUACAGAAACAUCUGCGAGCUCAAGAGAGUCAGCAACCGGGCGCAGAAACUUCAGCAGCCGCCGGUCAUCUUCAUUCAGAGAGGAGCCUGCGGGAAAGGUCAUGAGGAGAAUCCAGAUAGCCUCCGGCACAAAUAUAACUUCAUCGCUGAUGUGGUGGAGAAGAUCGCUCCAGCUGUGGUUCACAUCGAGCUGUUCAGGAAGAUGGUGUUCUCCAAGCGGGAGGUGGCAGUGGCCAGUGGCUCUGGUUUCGUAGUGUCUGAAGAUGGUCUGAUUGUAACUAACGCUCACGUUGUGGCCAACAAGCAUCGGGUGAAGGUCGAGCUGAAGACCGGCGCCACCUAUGAUGCCAAAAUUAAAGACGUGGAUGAGAAAGCCGACAUCGCCCUCAUCAAGAUAGAUGCUCCGAUGAAACUUCCAGUGCUGCUGUUGGGCAGAUCAGCUGAUCUGAGACCAGGCGAGUUUGUGGUGGCUAUCGGCAGUCCGUUCUCUCUUCAGAACACGGUGACCACGGGCAUCGUCAGCACAACCCAGAGGGGCGGCAAAGAGCUGGGACUGCGUAAUUCCGAUAUGGACUACAUCCAGACUGACGCUAUUAUCAAUUAUGGUAAUUCAGGAGGACCCUUGGUGAACCUCGACGGUGAAGUGAUCGGGAUCAACACGCUGAAGGUGACAGCGGGGAUUUCUUUCGCCAUUCCCUCUGACAAGAUCCGACAGUUCCUGGCUGAGUCCCACGAGAGACAAUCUAAAGGAAAAACCGCCACGAAGAAGAAGUACAUUGGUGUGAGGAUGAUGACGCUAACCCCAACACUUGCUAAGGAGCUAAAGGACAGACAGAGUGAUUUCCCAGAUGUGACCUCUGGAGCUUACGUCAUUGAAGUUAUCCCAAAAACCCCCGCUGAAGUGGGCGGUCUGAAAGAGAGCGAUGUCAUAAUCAGCAUCAACGGUCAGAGGAUCACAUCAGCCAGCGAUGUCAGCACGGCCAUCAAGAAAGACGAGACUCUGAGGACAGUGGCACGACGGGGCAAUGAGGACGUCAUGCUCACCAUCAUUCCUGAGGAGAUUGACCCUUGACCUCCCUCACGCUCAUCCAUGAGCUGGCUCUCAGACUUUGACUGAGUGUGUGUGCAGAGCAUCACAUGAAUCUGUAGUACAUACUUGAACACCCCAACGUCACCCAGCCUGAAGCGCUAAGGACAGAAAAUGACCUUUAUCACAGAGUCAUUUUCCAUCUAUCUGUAUGUUGUACUGUUUGAAAACGAGCCCUUUGUAAAUAUAUACAAGAGUUAAAAUGUAGUACCGGCUAGUUAAUUGAUAUACUGUACAUGUAUAUUAUUUGUUCCUCGUGUAUUCAUCAGCAAGACAAAUGUGUGUAUUCAACUUUUUUACAUUAACACUUAAAUCUAAAACUUGACAUGAAAAUGAAUAUGAAGAGAACAGAGCGCAAAAGAAGUAAAUAUCCCAUGUGUUUCCUCCAUAGAGUCAAGGAUUUUUAGCAAUGACCUUUCGACAAACAGUAAUUCUACCGUAAGCUCUGAUAUGUUAAAUCAUCGUCAUUUCAGCUUCGUUUAGAAAUAAAUAUUUCAUAGUAGAAAUUGACACUAUUCAGAAUCCUACCUGCACGUGCACAGGAUUGUGGGAUAUGCCUUCAAAAAUCAAGCAUGAAGGUAUGUCAGGAGACAGUAAGCAAGGCAAGCAUUAGAUUCUGCCGUUCCCUGAUGCCGUUUGACCUUGGACUGUAUCCUCAGAAGGCGUCUUUCAGCUGUCACACGCAGCCGGACCACUUUUUAAAACUGGAACGGGGUGUUAGCGACUCUGUUUAAUCUCCAACUAUAAAAUCUCCAACUAAUACAGUAUGUUUGUAUGGGCUAUAGUAUAUCUGAAUAUUUUGGCACUUGCUUUGAACAUUAUCUUAUCUCUCAAUAACUUCUCUUCCUUUUUGUGUCUGUGUGUCUGUCAGACGGCGAUUUCAGAAACGGAAUAAAAGAAGGGACAUUUUUAAAGUGUUUUUGUAUUCUAGCGUUUUACUACAAACAUGAACAACACAGUAGACUCCUUAAAUCUUGCCUUUAUACAAAAUGUUUUGAAUCAGGGCGGCUGUGCUUACUCGAGUCCUUUACCCAUUCUUUUGCCAAACUGUCAAAAAAUUCCAAUUCGAUUGAAAGACUGUAUAAUCACUUCCUGUCGUGUUUGGAUAUCAUGCUUGCAUACACAUUAAAACCUUUG
Messenger RNA from Triplophysa rosa, 2749 nucleotides. It is a transcript of the gene htra1b, whose product is annotated as HtrA serine peptidase 1b. The record is from RefSeq and is a predicted model, not a curated record. The transcript has 9 exons. Gene Ontology annotation, cellular component: extracellular region. Gene Ontology annotation, biological process: programmed cell death; positive regulation of apoptotic process; proteolysis. Gene Ontology annotation, molecular function: protein binding; serine-type endopeptidase activity. Bases 161 to 1597 code for a protein of 478 amino acids. NCBI's taxonomy places the organism in Eukaryota, Metazoa, Chordata, Actinopteri, Cypriniformes, Nemacheilidae.